AUAUGCAUCAACGGUUGCUUGCCGGCGUCAUCGGUGCUACAUUUUGUCAUUCCUUCUUCGUUCUUUCGCUACCGCCAUUGAGAGUGCAAAGUUCUUGCUGCGAGUUUUCUCUGCGCAUAUUUAGCGAAUUUUACGCGAUAUUUGUUACCGUGGUGUUUAUUGGAAAGUACAAAAGGCAUUAUUGAAGCCAUGGCCGAUCAGUACGAUGUGAAUGGUGAGGAUUUCUCGCAGGACGUUAAGCCAAAUGAUGACCAAAUGAAUGGUGACCAAGCCGGUGACAACGUGAACAAUGGGAAUGCCGCUGAGGCUCCGGGCCGUGAUGAUGACAGAAAACUUUUCGUUGGGGGUUUGAGCUGGGAAACGACGGAAAAGGAGCUCCGUGAGCAUUUUGGCACGUAUGGAGAGAUUGAGAGUAUAAAUGUGAAGACAGACCCCCAGACAGGAAGGUCACGUGGGUUUGCAUUCAUUGUCUAUGCAUCCGCUGAUUCGAUCGAUAAGGUCACAGCGGCUGGUGAUCACAUUAUUAACAACAAGAAAGUUGAUCCCAAGAAGGCGAAAGCCCGUCAUGGCAAAAUCUUUGUCGGUGGUCUCACAACAGAGAUCAGUGAUGAUGAGAUUAAGACCUUCUUUGGACAAUUUGGAAAUAUUGUUGAGAUGGAAAUGCCAUUUGAUAAGCAGAAGAAUCAGCGAAAAGGUUUCUGCUUUAUCACCUUUGAUUCCGAACAGGUGGUCAGUGAAUUGCUGAAGACACCUAAACAGACAAUCUGCGGCAAGGAAGUUGAUGUGAAGAAGGCAACACCAAAACCCGACAAUAUGCCAAUGGGAAUGAUGCGUGGUGGCUCACGUGGAGGCCGUGGUGGACGCGGUGGACGUGGAGGCUCAUCAACAUCCUCAUCAGGUGGCUACGGUCAAGGAUGGGGCAAUCAGGGGGGCUAUGGCUAUGGGCAGGGGUACGGCUAUGGUGGCUAUGAUAACUAUGGUGGCAACAACUACGACUACUACAGUGGCGGUUAUGGCGGCUAUGGUGGCUACGACUAUGCCGGAUACGGAAACUAUGAUGAGAAAAAUGCGAACAAUAAUUAUGGUGGCUAUGGCGGUUAUGAUGGAGGCUACGGAAAUGGUGCACGCUCUGGAGGGCCACGGGGCAAAGGUGGUAACUACCAGGGCGGUAAGCAGCGAGGUGGUGCUGGUGGGCGUCAGCAGAGGCAUCAGCCCUACUAAGAAAAUUAAGGGAAAACCUCUAAAAGAAAAGAAAAGUGAGUGUGUGUGUGGAAAAGCUGCUCGCACGGAAUCCUCUUGCUGUGGGAAUCCAUCGAGAGGAAGUUUUUUUUAUAUAUUUUAUUUCUUCAUUUUAAAAAGAAAAAAAAAGAGAAGUACAUUUAAGAGACACACAAUCCCUCAAUCAAUAAAAAAGAAAUAAUAAAUAUUAAUUUAAAAAAUAGACAAAAAGGUAAAACGUAAAAAAAAACUUGUAAUGUGAAAGAGAUCCUUUUGAGCGUCUCUUUUGUGUAUUUCGUGAAUUAGUGAGAAAAAAAAGUUAGAAAUAUUUUUUAAAGAAAAAGAAAAAAAAGAAUAAUUUGCCUCUAUGAAGGAUAUUAAAUUAAUUGAAUUCCUUCACACACCGUCUAAAUUGGAAUUAUUUCUCUGUGUGUGCGUGUUGUAAAAUGGAAGAGAAACAAACAAAAAAUAGUUAUGCAGUUUAAAAAAAAAAAGUAGAAUGUUUUCAAUGUGAUUUGAUGAUUUCUUGAGAUAGAGAGGGACACCAAAAUCACCCCCACACACAGUAUAAAGUUCAAAUUUCUCAACUAUAAAAAAAAACCUCCAUCCAUCCUCAUCAUUCCAUUUAGUAAAGAAAAAAAAAAAACAAAGAAAGAAAGAUAAUCAAACAGCAGAUUCAGCAAAUUUAAAAUCACAUUUCAAUGAAGGGGAGACUCUCAAUAUUUGAUGCUGAUGCGCGCAAUCAGCAAGAAAGAGACGAGAUGUCUUUCCCAGAGAUUAAAAUUCUUUCAUUUUCAUUUAUUUUUUUCUUUUAAAAUCAACUCAUUUCUCUUCACAAUCCGCAAAUUUUCAAGAAGUCACAAUCAUCGUAAAUAAAAUUAAAGAGAAAUAUAUUAAUUGUAAGGAUUUUAAAAUAAAUGAAGAGAGAAGUGUAAAACAAACAAAAGAACCAGAAAAUUGUGGACAGAAAAAUACAUUUUUAGUGUUUUUGCAUUAAAAUAAUUAAACAAAAAAAUAAUAUAAUUAAUAAAGUAAAGAAAGAAAAGAUGAAAGGAUAUCCUAUUUUAAAUUAAAUAACGAGGUAAAGAACAAUAAAUUUUAGGGGAGAUUUGCCGUAGAGAAGGGGAUGUAUUUUGUAAUAAACUUAACUCUUUUUUUAUGUUAUAAAAAUCAAAUAAAGUAGAUUACUGUGAAAGAGGAAAAAACAAAAACGAUCAUAAAAACAUGCUGAAGAUUUUCCUGGAUGGAUUCUUAUUUUAUUUAGCGUUUAUUUCCAUUAUUUCUCGCAUAAAGCACCAAGGAUCUCCAUGAUGCGUCCACACCAUAUUGUUUGCAAAAGGACGCUAACAUUGAGAGAGAGAAAACUUCCAAAAUGGCCGCGUUGAAACGGUAGGGAAAGCAUAAAAAGGGAUGGGGAAACAAAAGAGAUAGGAAUUCUUCUAUAAAUAAUAAUAAAAAAAAAAUUCACAAAUUGUCCAUUUUACCUUGACAUUAAAAUAUUAUAUAAAUAUAAAAAAAAUUCUCUGUUUCUGCUAGCAUUUAAUGUGUAAAAUUUAAGGAACAAUGGAUCUAGCCCGUAAGUUUAAAAAUAACUUAAUUCUCCCGAUAACAAAACUUUAGCAUCGGUAAUCAAGUUCAAUUCAAACUAACAUGUACUUUGAGACAUAAUAAAAAACCACCAAUCUAAAGAGCAAA
Molecule: messenger RNA, 2913 nt
Organism: Lutzomyia longipalpis
Lineage: Eukaryota; Metazoa; Arthropoda; Insecta; Diptera; Psychodidae
Gene: sqd
Product: RNA-binding protein squid
Exons: 8
Coding region: 190-1221 (343 amino acids)
Biological process (GO): regulation of gene expression
Cellular component (GO): nucleoplasm
Molecular function (GO): RNA binding
Source: RefSeq, a predicted model, not a curated record